This is a messenger RNA of Dibothriocephalus latus, 228 nucleotides long. The record is from the annotation of a GenBank genome assembly. Lineage: Eukaryota; Metazoa; Platyhelminthes; Cestoda; Diphyllobothriidea; Diphyllobothriidae.
GAGGAGGAGGAGGAGAAGGAGGAGGAGGAGGAGGAUGGUGAUGAUGAUGACAAGGAGGCUGAUGAUGACGAUGUUGAUGAUGAUGCUGCUGCUGCUGCUGAGGAUGAUGAUGAUGAACGUUCAGUGACCGUUAACGGAACUUACUUCUACCGUUUCCUCUUUUUCUUGGGCCUCACCGCUCGAGGCUUGAACUCGCGAACUUUUCGUCAAUUUUGGAGCAACUACUAG